Messenger RNA from Scylla paramamosain (green mud crab), 2867 nucleotides. RefSeq names its product inositol-trisphosphate 3-kinase A-like (gene IP3K2). Gene Ontology annotation, cellular component: cytoplasm; nucleus. Gene Ontology annotation, molecular function: inositol-1,4,5-trisphosphate 3-kinase activity; inositol tetrakisphosphate kinase activity. Gene Ontology annotation, biological process: inositol phosphate biosynthetic process. NCBI's taxonomy places the organism in Eukaryota, Metazoa, Arthropoda, Malacostraca, Decapoda, Portunidae. The record is from RefSeq and is a predicted model, not a curated record.
AUGACGGGAGGUGAGAGGAACCUUCCGGGGGCGCGACGUCUGGCCAGAACGUCGCUAAAUACCACGGAGGAGGAGAACGCGGAGGGCGUGGACUCUGCCUUUGAGGAGGAGUGGUCAGACUACUGGCUGAGCCCCGGCCUGACGAGGCAGAACUCGUGUCUGGAGGCGGUGCCCGAGGACAGCAGACUGUCUCGCCGGGCCUCCCUGCUGGACGACGAGUUCCGCGAGGCCCUGGCCAGGCGACACUCUCGGGACUCACGCCGCGGCUCCGCCAUCGAGGAGAUGGACACUCGCGACCCCCUGGGGCGCCGGGACUCGCUGCUGGAGGCGGUUCUGGCCGCCAAGCGGACCGGGUGGCGGGGCCUGGUGCGCACCGACAGUGUGGAGAGUGGCGCCUCCAUGGCCUCCGUCAGCAGCAUGAGCAGCGACGGCUCGGGGUGUCCCUGCGACGACUGCUUCCUGGGCCUGACGGACCUAAUGCUGGCCCAGCCCCCGGCCAAGCCCAAGAAGCCGUCCAACUGGCGCAAGGUUCGCAACAUCGUGCAGUGGACUCCCUUUAUCCAGACAUACAAGAAACACAAAUACCCCUGGGUGCAGCUCGCCGGCCAUCAAGGUAAUUUCCGCGCGGGGCUGAAGCAAGGCACCAUCCUGAAGAAGCUGUGCCCGCCCGAGGAGAAGGCGUUGGAGGCCAUUAUGAAGGACGUGCUCCGCCCCUACGUGCCCCGAUACUCCGGCGUGGUGGAAGGCGCUGACGGAGAGAAGUACCUGCAGAUGGAGGACCUUUUGAGUAGCUACUCCCUUCCCUGCGUCAUGGACAUCAAGAUGGGCGUCAGAACAUACCUGGAGGACGAGCUGGCGAAGGCGAGGGAGAAGCCCAAACUCAGGAAGGACAUGUACGAGAAGAUGAUCCAGAUUGACCCGAAGGCGCCGACGGAGGCUGAGAACCGGGCCAAGGCGGUCACCAAGCCAAGGUACAUGGUAUGGAGGGAGACCAUUUCGUCCACGGCCACGCUGGGGUUCCGCAUCGAGGGCGUGCGGCGCGGGGACGGCACCUCCAGUAAGGACUUCAAGACCACGCGCACCCGAGAGCAGGUCCUGGCGUGCCUCACCAGCUUCCUGCAAGGCUACCCACACGUGGUGAGUCGGUACGUGCAGCAGCUCAAGUCGAUCAAGGUGACGUUAGAGGGUUCGUCGUUCUUCAAGACACACGAGCUCAUUGGCAGUUCUCUCUUGUUCGUGCACAACGACUCCUCGGCGUUGGUCCGCAUGAUCGACUUCGCAAAGACGGUGCCGCUGCCUCAGGGGGUGGCCAUCACGCACCGCAGCCCCUGGUCGGAGGGCACGCACGAGGAUGGCUACCUGCUGGGCCUCGAGAACCUCAUAGACAUCUUCACCGCCCUCGAGAAAGUGCCGCUCCCCACCCCGAACGGCACCAUCACCACCAGCAAGCCCGCCACUGCAGCGACCGACACCGCUGCCCCAGCCUCACCUCCAGCCCCAGCUACGGUCCCUACACCAGCCCCAGCCCCAUCUCCCCAGCAGCUCCCUGACGGCGGUGGUGACGAGGUGAAGGUAGUGACGGCAGAACUCACACCCCUGACUAUAUCUAGUGUUUCCACCACCACCACCACCACCUCCACCACCUCCACCUCCGAGCAUCAUCACCGCCCCCUCCACCUUCUCCACCAUCCCCCCAACCCGCCACCCAUCGCCCCAGUCUCCGCUCCCACCCCCGCACCCCCCACCUAGAUCUGUGCUAUAGUACAAGCAUAGGAAGUGAAGAAAAAUGUACAAAACCUCAUUUUUUGUGUACACCUUUUUUUUAUAAAUCAAUAUAUACAUAUGUAUUUAGUACAUUACUUGGCAUGGUGUGUGUGUGUGUGUGUGUGUGUGUGUGUGUGUGUGUGUGUGUGUGUGUGUGUGUGUGUGUGUGUGCGCGCGUGUGUGCGUGCGUGCUUACCUGCGUUUGCGCGCGCGCUCUCACACAAAUCUAGACUGGAUGUAUAGACAUUCUUUACGAGAGAGAGAGAGAGAGAGAGAGAGAGAGAGAGAGAGAGAGAGAGAGCGUCCUGCCGAAACCUUGUAGGUAUAUGGAACCAGCGAGGAAGGUCAAGACGACGGGACCAAUUAGUAAGGCCAGAGGUGGGGCGCGUGUGUGUGUGUGUGUGUGUGUGUGUGUGUGUGUGUGUGAGAGAGAGAGAGAGAGAGAGAGAGAGAGAGAGAGAGAGAGAGAGAGAGAGAGAGAGAGAGUUCUGUAGUUGAGGUGAGUCAGCCACGCCAGGCUGGGUGAGAGGCGGUAGGCAGGUAGGGUGAGAGGGAUAGUAGUCAAGUGUGGCAUUAGAGAGAGAGAGAGAGAGAGAGUCUGAAAUUGAAGCGACGAGGAGAAUGAGAGGUAUUGUUAGAAUGAGAAAAUGAGUGAGUUUGGUAGAAAAAAACGAGAGCGAGAAGUAUGGCUGGUAUGUAUGUAUGUAAAUUACUACAUGUGUGUGUGUGUGUGUGUGUGUGUUUGGGUAAGGAAAGGAGGAGGAGGAGGAGGAGGAGGGAGCAAAGAGAACGGGUCAAAAAUCCACUGAGAACAUUGUGUGUGUAUGUGUGUGUGUGUGUGUGUAAAGAGAGAGAGAGAGAGAGAGAGAGGGUGGUGUGCGUUGAUUACCUCCGCCCGGUUCACGAGACACAACCCCUUGGCGUGUGUUGGGUGCAGACAGCCUUUACUAUGAAGUCAGAUUAGUCAGUCAGCUUCCAACUUAGUUACACUAGUUUAUAUAGAGAAACAAAGCAGAAGGACAGAAGAAGAAGAGACGUAAGAGAAUAUCACUACGAUAUUUAUUACAAAAUGUAUUACAAUAUUAAACUUUAAUUUAUUAUCA